This is a messenger RNA of Scheffersomyces stipitis CBS 6054, 7452 nucleotides long. It is a transcript of the gene TOR1, whose product is annotated as phosphatidylinositol kinase-related protein kinase. Gene Ontology annotation, biological process: negative regulation of macroautophagy; TOR signaling; protein phosphorylation. The transcript has a single exon. The coding region runs from base 1 to 7452 and encodes 2483 amino acids. The record is from RefSeq and is a predicted model, not a curated record. Gene Ontology annotation, molecular function: protein binding; protein-containing complex binding; protein serine/threonine kinase activity. NCBI's taxonomy places the organism in Eukaryota, Fungi, Ascomycota, Pichiomycetes, Serinales, Debaryomycetaceae. Gene Ontology annotation, cellular component: TORC1 complex; TORC2 complex; nucleus.
AUGUCUUCUACCCAAUUGCAAGUGGUCGAUGGAGUUGCGCUUGCGCAGAUUUUCAACGGGCUCAAAUCGGCCAAAGACGAUGAUCGUACUCGCUAUGCUGUAGAAUUACGUAACUAUUUGGAGCUGAUCGCGCGCGAUCUCUCGCCAGAGCAAUUCAACCGGUACAACAACGAAAUCAAUAAGACGAUUUUUGAGUUGCUCCACGGUAAAGAGACAUCUGAAAAGCUUGGAGGUAUAGCUGCUUUGAAUGCACUUAUUGACUUUGACUCUGGAGUAGGCGAGGAAAAUGCCACCAAGACAGCCCGGUUUUCCAACUAUUUGAGUUCUUUGAUUCUUCUGAAUGACUUGGUGAUUAUGAAACAGUCUACUAAGACGUUAGGAAAAUUGGCGACGCCCGGAGGAGCUCUCACUGGUGAUUUCGUGGAUUCGGAAGCCAAAAGAGCCAUGGAAUGGCUCCUGUCGGACAACAAACAACACGAAAACCGUCGUCAUGCAGCCAUAUUGAUCAUAACAGCCUUAGCAGAUAAUGCUCCAACAUUGUUGUACAACUAUAUUAGCCAGAUCUUGGAUCAUCUUUGGGUUCCUCUUCGUGAUCACAAGUUGAUAAUAAGAGAAGAUACCGCCAAAGCACUCCAGAAGAGUAUGCACAUAAUCUAUGACAGAGAUAUCAAUGCUAGAACAUACUGGAUUAAGAAGAUGAUCGAUAUGGCACUGAAAAUUCUUAACGAAAAUGAUAGUGUAGACUACAGCGAUGCGAAUGCCCCUUCUGCGUACAACUUAAUCGCUUCGACGACGUCGCAAUCGAAUGAAAGUAUCCACGGGUCACUUCUAGUGUACCGUGAGUUGAUCAGAUACCACAAAGACCCCUACAUCAUUUCCAAGUUUGAGCAGAUAUACGAAAAUACCAUGCUCUACAAAAAUCACAAACUCGCCAUCAUAAGGCAGGAGUUGACCAACAUCUUCCCCUUACUCUGUAAGGUCAAUCCCGAGCUUUUUGUGGAGAAAUACUUGCAUCGAACACUCUACUACUAUUUAUCUCAGCUCAAGAAGCUCAAAAAUCUGCAUAAUGAAACUUCCAAUUCGGACAAAAGUGCCAUUUUCCGAAGCAUCGGCCUCAUAUCUUUGGAAGUGGGUAACCAGAUGGCGACUUACCUAGAUGCCAUCCUUGAUAAUAUCAGAGAAGGCUUAUCGUAUGCCACCAACUCCAGCGUCCAGCUGAUUCUUGUCAAUGCUGUAUCCAGUGACCUGAAUGCUCCCACUGCUGCUGGUAUCAAUACCAUCUCUACUUCCUCGGCAAACUCUUCCAAAUACCGUGCCAGUCGUAAAGAAACAGAACCAGCUAUUUUCGACUGUAUAGGCAAACUCUCUAUUGCUGUAGGACCUGCAUUAACCAAGCAUUUGCAAAGAGAUAUCUUGGACAUGAUGUUCACCAACUGCUCUUUGUCAACUCACAUGCAAGUAGUGUUGCAAAUCCUCAUCACUAACAUUCCAACUUUGACUAACUUGAUCAACAUGAAGUUACUCAACUUGCUUAGUUUUGUCUUGUCGGGAAAGAGCUUUCAGCCUCCAGGAUCUCCCUAUGGAUCAGUCAAGAUGAACGAUUCCCUAGCAAGAGACUACAGACUUUUAAUGAUUUCAAGAGAUACUGGAUCCAGUAUUAACAGUAUUCUUCUGAAUAACGAAACUUACAAGGCGUACGAUGGAGCAAUUUUGAUUCAAGCACUUGAGAUGCUAGCUGCCUUCAAAUUUGAAAACUAUCAACUUAACGAGUUCAUCAGAUAUUGUACAAUCACAUAUUUGGAACACAGCGAUGCCAAAGUUAGACAGACGGCUACCGUUACGUCAUGUGAAAUCUUUGUUAAGGAUCCCAUUUGCCAACAAACAAGUGUAAACGCGCUCAAUGCUGUCAAUGAAGUCUUGGAUAAACUCUUGUCUAUCUCGAUUACUGAUCCGAUUCCAGAGAUCCGAUUAGAAGGUCUCAAUUGCUUGGGCGAUGCUGGCAAUUUCGAUCCUCAAUUGUCACAAGCUGAUAAUGUGAGACUAUUAUUCAUUGCAUUGAACGAUGAAGUAUUCAGCAUACGAAAAACUGCCAUCAGAAUAUUAGGAAGAUUAUCUUCCAUUAACCCCGCCUACAUUGUACCUUCAUUGAGGAAAACGCUCAUUCAGUUGUUAUCCAGAUUAGAUUACUCCUCUACAAGUCGGAAAAAGGAGGAAAGUGCCAUAUUGUUGUCCUUGCUCAUCAGCAACUCAAAGGAGUUGACAAGGCCAUACGUGAAACCCAUUGUUGAGACUUUAUUGCCAAAAGCAAAAGACUUGAGCUCCUCUGUAGCAUCUAGUGCAAUUAAUUGUAUUGGGGAGUUGGCUGUUGUAGGAGGAGAAGAUUUAAAGAGUUUCAUUCCUGAUUUAAUGCCUUUGAUUUUGGACACUUUCCAGGACCAAAGUUCAUCAUACAAACGUGAUGCCGCAUUGAAGACCUUGGGGCAACUAGCUAGUUCUUCUGGCUACGUUAUUCAGCCUUUGCUUGAGUAUCCGCAGUUGCUAGGAAUGUUAGUAGGAAUCUUGAAACUGGAGACUUCUCCUCAAAUUAGGAGAGAAACUGUCAGAUUGCUUGGUAUCUUGGGUGCUCUUGAUCCAUACAAGUAUAGAGAAGUAGAGCAAAACUCCAAGAAUAUCCCUGUUGAACAGAAUGCUCCUCCGGUAGAUGUAGCUCUCCUUAUGCAAGGGAUGUCACCAUCCAAUGAUGAAUACUAUCCUACAGUUGCAAUCACUAACUUAUUGAAGAUUCUCAAAGAUACUUCAUUGAGCACUCACCACACAAAGGUAAUCCAAGCUAUAAUGUACAUUUUCCAGACUUUGGGAUUGAGAUGUGUUUCGUUUUUACCACAAAUCAUUCCUGGUAUUAUUAAUGUUAUGCAUACGUGCCAACCCUCAAUGCUAAAGUUCUAUUUCCAACAGUUGGGAGCUUUGAUAUUGAUUGUUAAACAGCACAUUAGACCUUUCCUUCUGGAGAUUUUUGAGGUCAUAAAGGAGUUCUUCAAUGUGAACAGUCAAUUGAAUAUACAGGUCAUCAUCAUUAGUUUGAUUGAGUCCAUUUCGAGAGCUUUAGAUGGUGAGUUCAAGAUGUAUUUACCAGAUGUCUUGACGUUAAUGUUGGAUGUGUUCGAGGAAGACAAGUCUCCAAAAAGGGAACCUACCUUACAUGUUUUGAAGAGUUUUGUUGUCUUUGGAAGCAACAUAGAAGAAUAUGUGCAUAUAAUUGUUCCAAACAUUGUUAAGAUGUUUGAAGUAGGACCGUUCAACUUGCGUAAGGCUGCCAUUGAAACGAUUGGAAGAUUGUCAAGAAACGUUUUAUUAAAUGAUAUGGCUUCUAGAAUUAUUCACCCCAUAUUAAGAGUGUUACGUCAAGGGAAUGAUGAAUUAAGAGGCACUGCUAUCAACACAUUAAGCUACUUGUUGUUGCAAUUAGGAUCCGAAUUCAGCGUUUUCAUUCCUGUUAUUAAGAAGGUGUUGAUUCAACAGAAGAUACAUGCUCCAAAGUUUGAACAAUUGGUUGGAAAGCUUAUCAGUGGAGAUCCUUUGCCUCCACAUUUGGACAUUUACAAGGAUUAUGAUUCACACCUGCCUCAUUUUGACAUCUCAGAUGUCGACUUACCUUCCAAGAAAUUGCCUGUGAAUCAAGGAGCCUUGAAGACUGCUUGGGAUUGCGGCCAGCGCAGAAGUAAAGAAGAUUGGCAAGAGUGGAUUGGAAGAUUGAGUAAGGAAUUGUUGAAACAAAGUCCUUCUCAUGCAAUCAGAGCCUGUGCUCGUUUAGCAUCGGAUUAUUACCCAUUGGCUAAGGAUUUGUUCAACGCCAGUUUUGCCAGUUGUUGGAGUGAAUUGUAUUCUCAGCAUCAAGAAGAACUUGUUCAAUCAUUUUGUGUUGCAUUAUCUUCACCAAAUAAUCCGCCAGAGAUUCAUCAGAUCUUGUUAAACUUGGCUGAAUUCAUGGAACACGAUGAUAAAUCGCUACCUAUAGCGAUCACUACUUUAGGCCAGUAUGCUCAACGUUGCCAUGCUUUUGCCAAGGCAUUGCAUUAUAAGGAACUUGAGUUCUACGAAGAGCCAACGACGCCUACCAUUGAGUCAUUGAUCAGUAUCAAUAACCAAUUGCAACAGUCAGACGCAGCAAUCGGUAUUUUGAAGCAUGCUCAAUUGCACCACGACCUCCAAUUAAAGGAAACAUGGUAUGAGAAGUUGCAGCGUUGGGAUGAUGCUCUCAGAGCGUAUAAUGAACGUGAGAAGCAUGAGCCUAACAACAUGGAAAUAACCAUGGGUAAGAUGAGAUGUUUACACGCGUUGGGAGAGUGGGAACAGUUAUCUGAAUUAGCACGCAGUAAAUGGGACGACUCAUCCAGUGACAUCAAGAGAAGUGUAGCACCAUUAGCAGCAGCUGCUUCUUGGGGUUUGGGCCAAUGGGAUCGUAUGGAUUCUUGUAUCAAGGUAAUGAAGUCUGAGUCUCCUGAUAAGGCUUUCUUCAACGCCAUCUUGUCUCUACACAGAAACAACUUCGAAGAUGCAUCCAAUCAUAUCUCGAAAGCUAGGGAUUUGCUUGUUACUGAAAUUACUGCAUUGGUCAGUGAAAGUUAUAACAGAGCAUAUGGCGUGGUAGUCAGAGUCCAAAUGUUAGCUGAAUUGGAAGAAAUCAUUAAGUAUAAGUGCCUACCACAGGGUUCGGAAAAGAGAGCUGUUAUGAGAAAGACUUGGAAUACGAGACUCUUAGGAUGUCAGCGUAAUGUAGAUAUUUGGCAAAGAAUGUUGAAGGUGAGAGCUCUAGUUAUCAAGCCAAAGCAAGAUAUGGACAUGUGGAUCAAAUUUGCCAACUUGUGCCGUAAAUCUGGAAGAUUGAAUUUGGCAGAAAAGUCCUUGAAUUCCUUGUUAGAAGAGGGAUCUCCAGAGAACCCUUCCAGGGCUCCACCACAAGUAGUUUAUGCUCAGCUUAAGUAUAUGUGGGCUAAAGGACAACAGAAGGAAGCUUUACGACACUUAGUUGAUUUCACGACCAGAAUGUCUCAAGAUCUCGGAUUGAAUCCAAACGAUUUGAUCACCCAACCUUUGCCGUCUGAAGGCCCAGGUAUUCCUAAACAUGUAGAGGAAUAUACCAAGUUGUUAGCACGUUGUUUCCUUAAGCAGGGUGAAUGGCAGAUUGCCUUAAAUAACAACUGGCGUACUGAGACCUCUGAGAUCAUUUUAGGUGCCUAUCUUUUAGCCACUCAUUUCGACAACAAGUGGUAUAAGGCAUGGCAUAAUUGGGCUCUUGCCAAUUUUGAGGUUAUCUCUGUUUACACUACUCAAAGCAAUACUUCUUCUAGCGCUGGUAACAGCAAUUUCGGAAGUCAAGGUGACAUUGUAGAGCAAAACGAUCAAAUCAAGCUUUCCUCUGCACAAGAGACUGGGGCAAAUCCAAAAUUACAACCAGCAAAUAUGAUUCCUAUGGAAGCAGUGCAGAGACAUGUUAUUCCUUCCAUUAAGGGUUUCUUCCAUUCUAUUGCGUUGUCAAGUUCUAACUCAUUGCAAGAUAUGUUGAGAUUACUCACGUUGUGGUUCAAGUUUGGAGGCAUUCCUGAAGCAGCUCAGGCAAUGACUGAGGGCUUCAACAUGGUUAAAAUUGACAACUGGUUAGAAGUUGUUCCCCAACUUAUCUCGCGUAUCCAUCAACCAAAUCAAAUUGUGAGUAGGUCGUUAUUUGGCUUGCUCGCUGAUUUGGGUAAGGCUCAUCCACAAGCAUUGGUGUAUCCUUUAGCUGUUGCCGUUACCUCUGAGUCGGUUAACAGAAAAAUGGCUGCUGAGUCGAUCAUAGAGAAAAUGCGUCUUCAUUCAUCUAACUUGGUUGAUCAGGCUGAGUUGGUCUCUCACGAAUUGAUCAGAGUGGCGGUCUUGUGGUUAGAACAGUGGUAUGAAGGUUUAGAAGAUGCUUCCAGGCUAUUCUUUGGUGAACAUAAUACUGAGAAGAUGUUCGAAGUUCUUGAACCUUUACAUCAGAUGUUAGCGAAAGGACCUGAAACAAUGAGAGAAUCUUCGUUUGCUACGGCUUUUGGAAGGGAAUUGGCAGAUGCCUAUGAAUGGGUGUUGAAUUUCCGCAGAACUAAAGAUAUCACUAAUUUGAACCAAGCAUGGGACAUUUACUAUAAUGUUUUCAGAAGAAUCAGUAGGCAGUUACCACAAUUGCAAAGUUUGGAAUUACAAUACGUUUCUCCAAAAUUAGAAUCUGCUAACAACUUGGACUUAGCCGUUCCAGGUACUUAUCAAGCAGGCAAGCCUGUCAUUAGAAUCAUGGGAUUUAAUCCUACAUUCUCGGUUAUCUCUUCGAAACAAAGACCAAGAAAGGUUACCUGUGGCGGUAGCGAUGGUAAAGACUACUUUUAUGCCUUGAAGGGGCACGAAGACAUCAGACAGGAUAACUUGGUUAUGCAAUUGUUUGGUUUGGUGAAUACUUUGUUGGUCAACGAUCCAGAGUGUUUUAAGAGACACUUAGAUAUCCAGCAAUACCCUGCAAUUCCGUUGUCGCCUAAGGUGGGUUUAUUGGGUUGGGUACCUAACAGUGACACUUUCCAUGUGUUGAUCAGAGAAUACAGAGAAUCUAGAAAGAUCUUAUUGAAUAUUGAACACAGAAUUAUGUUGCAAAUGGCUCCUGAUUACGACAGCCUAACUUUGCUACAGAAGGUGGAGGUAUUCACAGGAGCAUUGGAUAACACAAGAGGACAAGACUUGUACAAGGUAUUGUGGUUAAAAUCGAAAUCUUCUGAGGCUUGGUUAGACCGUCGUACGACUUAUACACGUUCGUUGGCAGUAAUGUCUAUGGUUGGUUAUAUUUUGGGAUUGGGAGACCGUCAUCCCUCAAACUUGAUGCUUGACAGAAUCACUGGUAAGGUUGUUCAUAUCGAUUUUGGUGAUUGUUUCGAAGCUGCUAUUCUCAGAGAAAAGUAUCCAGAGAAGGUUCCUUUCAGAUUGACUAGAAUGCUUAAUUAUGCUAUGGAAGUAAGUGGAAUUGAAGGAUCGUUUAGAAUAACAUGUGAACAUGUGAUGAGAGUCUUGAGGGAUAACAAAGAGUCCUUGAUGGCUAUCUUGGAAGCCUUUGCCUAUGAUCCAUUGAUCAACUGGGGGUUCGAUUUCCCCACCAAAGCUGUAGCUGAAGCAACUGGUAUCAAGGUUCCUCAGGUUAAUGCAGCUGAGAUGUUAAGAAGGGGACAGAUUGAUGAGCAGGAAGCUGCCAAAUUACAAAGACAGAAUGAGGUUGAAAUCAGAAAUGCCAGAGCUGCUUUAGUAUUGAAGAGAAUUACAGACAAGUUAACUGGAAAUGAUAUAAAGAGACUCAAAGGAUUAGAUGUUCCUACACAAGUGGACAAAUUGAUUCAACAAGCCACCAGCGUUGAAAACUUGUGCCAACAUUACAUUGGCUGGUGUUCAUUCUGGUAG